AGUGUUUUGGUUGCGAUUCCCUACAAAAUCCAUUUGCAAUGAGUGGCGAAAACUAUCGUAGCCCUACAAAAUCACACGAGCCAGGCUGGAAUGAUCCACCUCCAAAGCUGGCCAGCAAACGACCGGUCACUACAUCCGAUGGGAGUGAUAACGCACCAAGCCGGGAAGAAAUGUUCGACCAAAUACAGACCGUCUUUAAUGAAUAUGUCCAGCGCGUGGACGAAACACGACGGGCGACCGUGCAAAAGCGUUUCAAUCUCAUGUACCAACAGUGGACGGACAAAAAGCUGCCGGAAGUAUUAGAAAAGCUGAUCUACAUGUUAGCUACCGCCCUACUAGAUCAGGAUGUGAAUCGCGCGAAUGCGGUCCAUCGUACCAUUGUCUGUGAUCAUGGAAGUGUAUGCACUAUGUGGGCUCCGGUAUUGCGACACCCGAUCAUGGAGUUGCAACAACGCAGUGACCAGACGGGACACGAUGAGAACUCUAUCGUGCAACCAAUACAGUCGAACGAAGACUGAGGAGCCAAAUGAAUUGAUUAAUCUUUAUACGGGCGUAUUGUAAUGAAACAUGCUGCUUUUUCCUUAAAGAGAGUAUUCUCCACGACUCGGCAACCAUAUGGUAAUGUAUUCUUGAACUUCCCUGUUUAAGAGUGCAUGUAAUAUUACCAUAUUUCCAUUAUAUGGUGAGAUAGGAAGGAUGUAAUAUCGGUGAUAAAAUGUGAAAUACAGUUAAGCACCAUA
Molecule: messenger RNA, 740 nt
Organism: Anopheles moucheti
Lineage: Eukaryota; Metazoa; Arthropoda; Insecta; Diptera; Culicidae
Product: steroid receptor RNA activator 1-like
Exons: 3
Coding region: 39-518 (159 amino acids)
Biological process (GO): regulation of transcription by RNA polymerase II
Cellular component (GO): nucleus
Source: RefSeq, a predicted model, not a curated record